AUGGCAGAUCAUAUAAAUAAAUCACCUGAAGAUCUAAUCUAUUUUUUCUAAUAGAAUUACUUACAUCAAAUGCGUCGAAAAACACAUUAAACAAUAUUACAAGUAGAAAUUCAAUAGACAAAAUUUCAUAAAUCACAUUCUACUCAUAUUCCUUAACCAAUGGCUUCAGCUUAGAAUUUAUUUGAUGCAUAUAUCAAAGAAAGAUAAUAAAAACGUGAACUCAAUUAAUUACCAACCAAAUCUCAAAGCAAAUCAUCCAAAUAAUUGAAUUAGAUUUUUAUUAACAAUCGAUAGGUUAUAAAAAGAAAUCGUAUUACUUCAAUAUAACAAUAACCAGAUAAGAGUCUUGAAUAGAUAAUUUCACGUAAAAAGAGUGUAAAUAUAACAAUUUCUGAUUCAAAUCAAAAUUAAAAAAGAACAAUAGGUAGAAUUUUAUUGUAAAUAGAGAGAAGUGUGAUUGGUUGAUAAGACCUGGAAAAGUUCAUGUUGAUCGUAAAUAAAUCAAAUAAAUUAGACAUGAAACUAUAUUUAGAGAAACGUUCAAUCGUUUAAAUGGAUGGUAGAUUGAUAAUGAUAAUGACACUGAAUUCUGA
Paramecium pentaurelia is the source of this 593-nucleotide messenger RNA. NCBI's taxonomy places the organism in Eukaryota, Ciliophora, Oligohymenophorea, Peniculida, Parameciidae. The record is from the annotation of a GenBank genome assembly.